Ostrea edulis (European flat oyster) is the source of this 548-nucleotide messenger RNA. Its product is annotated as complement C1q-like protein 4. Gene Ontology annotation, molecular function: protein binding. Lineage: Eukaryota; Metazoa; Mollusca; Bivalvia; Ostreida; Ostreidae. Bases 37 to 486 code for a protein of 149 amino acids. The transcript is spliced from 2 exons. The record is from RefSeq and is a predicted model, not a curated record.
AGCGCAGUCACUGUGUAGCAGAAAUAACGUCUGAACAUGAAGCACACCACUUUAGUCGUGAUUUGUGCCUUGAUUGCAAAAGGUGAAUUGCUCCCUGCCAUUGGGUUCAGUGCCCGUCUUUCCCGAAGUGUCUACCUUGGAAACGGACAGGCCGUAAAAUACGACCGAGUGAUUACUAAUUAUGGAAACGGAUACAACAAGUGGACUGGUCACUUCACAGCGCCUAGAAAAGGACUGUACUUGUUUUCCUGUUCCAUUAUGGCCGGAAGAAAAACCCUUAUUCACAUUGAAAUAGUCAAAAACGGAAGAAGAAUAUCGGCCAUUUUUGCCAAUGACUCUGGCUUUGAUCAGAGUUCACAGACUGUUGUACUAUUUCUAAAGAGGGGAGAUUCUGUUUGGACAAGGCAACGCGAUAGGGGACGACAUCUGCAUGACCAUGUGGGGUAUAACAUGUUCACUGGAGUUCUGAUAUCAAAAAACGUUUAACAUGUUUAUAUGUUCUCUCUAAUAUGAUGACUGAAAUAAAUUGUGGGAAAAUGAGACACAUA